UUCCAUGUUGUUUUGAAACAAUGUCCAACCAGUCUUGCAUGAAACAGAGAAAGACGAUUAUACUCAGUGAUUCUGACAGUGAUUCUGAGGAAAAAAGAGCGGGAAACGUGAGUGUAUCUCCCACAAUGGUGGAGUCACACCUGCCGAGGAGCCAUUUUGAGUCCCUGCUGACCAAGAUGAACCAGGACCGACAAGAGGGCCGGUUCUGCGACGUCCAGCUAACGGUCAGCAGCCGGCAUAUUCCCGUCCACCGCAGUGUCCUGGCAGCAUGCAGCCCCUACUUCAGUGGAAUGUUCUCCGGGAAUUUCCUGGAAUCCGACAAGGGGAUGACAACGGUGGACUUGAGUGAUGCAGUAGACGAAAUGACCCACCUGGACACAGUCAUCAGUUCCCUGUAUUCCGGUCAGUUGCAUCUUGACCGCAGCAACAUUGCCCCCGUGACCCAGCUUGUAUCCUUCCUCAUGAUCGACUCCCUCAAGGAACUGUGUGUGCAGUUCCUCAUGAACGACAUCCAGCUACAAACCAGCGUCAACUACUUCGUCCUGGCAGACAUGUACGACAUUGAAGAAGUUGAAAAUUACGCUUUUUCCAUUCUCGAAUCACGAUUUCACGACUACUUCAUUUACCAAGAAGAGGUUUUGCAGGUAUCCCCCCACCAUCUAUGCAUCUUAUUUCAACGAAGUAUUCAGAGAUAUUGUGAUUCGAGUCAGAUCCUGAAACUCCUCUUCUCGUGGGCAGCUUACAAAGAUGUCAGCCGACGUCUCUCCACGGCCAAGGAGCUCUUCCACAGCAUGUGUGUUGGUCUGGAUGAACAGGGACUCAAGGACAUGGACGCCUGGCUGGAAGCUCACAAGGACGAGUCGGAGACGGUAACCAGGGACUUCAGUGAAAUCGUCAAGGGUGUCAUGACCGAUCAAGAGAUGCAGGACGACCCAGUGAAGACUCCUGACGACACUGGGGAAUACUCCUUGCACAAUGGUGCUCAAAGUCUUAACCAAGACUGCAGUCCAUUCUCAGGUUCCACUAGUCUGCUAGUUCCGGAAGAUGGCAGCAGUCGGUCAUCCGGUCCUCCACUGACUCCAACAACUGUUGUCCCCAGCGAGCUGCAGCUGCCCAGUAGACCUGCAGAAUCAACCAAUCCGAUGUCAAGUAGCUUCUCAGAUUGCGUGGUCGUCAUGGCACCAACUCGGGAAGUGGUGCAGAGCAUUCUUGAGGUGGACUUCGACCAGAAGAAGAUUCUGAGUUCAACUUGUCUUGAUGUCAGUUUUUAUAAAUCGGAACAAAAGAUCUGGCUCAAUCUUGGAACAGUCACCUUUCCAGGAAUCCUUGAUGAGAAGAGCAACUGGCGGACUUGUUGUACACAUGAUAAGAUAUAUUUCCUGAGCCCGAUCCGUGGACGGGGCUACCGACUGGAUCUAGUGACUCGGGUCUGGCAGACUCUUGACUGCCGACCAGUCCUGGAAGGUCUGGAGGGGGAUGUCCGCAGUGUCAUUCCAUUGGCCGUUAACAACUCUCUUUAUGUCCUGGCAUCCAAUCGACUGUUGUCCGACACACGGGACCACUAUCAGACUCAGCAACGCUACUACCGUCUCACCGAUCAGCUAACGUGGGAACCAGUGGCCGAGGUGUCACAUGACCACUACAGCACUCCCCUGUCGCUUAUAUCGGUCUCGGGAUCGAAGAUAUAUGUUGUCAAAGCAGACAUUGCUGUAAACGUCGCCAAGAACUUGCUGAUUAUCAAAGAAGGUCACACCUUCGAUACCAGCACGAAUGUAAUUGAAAAAUUCGCAGCUGUUACCUAUGUGCCUUCUCCUGUGCGAGUGAUGGUGAGGGAAGGAACUAUCUACAUCAUCGACGGGGAUGGAUGGAUGCGGGGGUACAACAAAGAGAAGAGCCAGUGGGAGUUCCCUGUUCAGGUUGAUCUGUCAGACAUCCGAUGGUGCCGGGCGUCCAGCAUCGAAGGCCACUUCCCGUGUCUGUCCCACGUUUCAGCAGGAGCUGGGGGAUGCGUUUGGGAGCUGUCAAGCUUUCAACAUCACGCUACGGCACUGUUGGAGGUUGGAGUUGGAAACGGGGGAGGCCUCCACACCAGGAUUCACAUCCCGCCUCCGUAUAAAUACUUCGCUCUCGCCACCGCUGGGAAAGUGUCCAACUCUGUUCUCAAAUGUCUCAGUCGAAGUCACUUUGUGCAUGAUUAGAUGUGAAUCAGUGUCUGCAGCUCAGUGUCUUCCCGAGGCAACGGAGUUUAUUGACUAUAAAAGUCCUGUUUCCACCCUUGCUAAACUAGGCUUAAAUUAUGGUGUUACGUUGUGGUUGGACUAACGAGUCUACAUAUAGUCCAAACAAAAUCAUGUAACGAAAUCGACAGAUUUCGGUCGAUUGCAGGAUUUGCAAAGCAUGUGUACUGACAACAGAUAUUUUCCAAAU
Molecule: messenger RNA, 2427 nt
Organism: Haliotis rufescens (red abalone)
Lineage: Eukaryota; Metazoa; Mollusca; Gastropoda; Lepetellida; Haliotidae
Exons: 3
Coding region: 21-2198 (725 amino acids)
Molecular function (GO): protein binding
Source: RefSeq, a predicted model, not a curated record